GCGAUGACGCCACAGCCUUCUGAACCCCUCCCAGCUUCUAGGCAAGGAGAUGGCUGAGCGCGCAUGCGCGGUAGACGACCAUGGCGGAACUGGAGAUCGGGCAACACUGCGAAGUGGAACAUUGCGGGCAGCUGGACUUCCUACCUUUUGUCUGUGAUGGCUGUUCAGGAGUUUUUUGUCUUCAGCACAGAAGUCGAGCUGCUCAUGGUUGUUCUGAGGCAAAUCUAAAAAGUGGGGAUGUCAAACCAGAUCAUCACACAUCUUUCUUGUGCAGCUAUAAAGGUUGUGAGGGCAGAGAACUUGUACCUGUAUUAUGCUCUUACUGUGAAAAACAGUUUUGCUUAAGGCACCGUCAUCAGCCAGACCAUGAAUGUGAAAAAUUGGAGACCCCUAAACCUCGUAUGGCUGCUACCCAGCAGCUUAUUAAAGAUAUUGUAGAUUCCAAGAUAGAUGCCAGAGUGACUAAAAGAUGCAAAGGAGCUAAGAGCAGUGAAACAGCAGCCAAGGUGGCUCUAAUGAAACUGAAAAUGCAUGCAAGUGGGGAUAAAUCUGUACCACAGACAGAGAGAAUCUAUUUCCAAGUGUUUUUACCUAAAGGAAGCAAGGAGAAAAGCAAACCCAUGUUCUUUUGUAGUAGCUGGAGCAUUGGCAAAGCAAUAGAUUUUGCAGCUUCUACAGCGAACCUUAAAAAUGACAACAACAAAACCACAGCCAAGAAACUAAGACUUUGUCACACUGCAUCUGGAGAAGCCUUGCCUUUGGAUCAGACUCUGUCAUCUUGUCUACACUGUAAAGAAUCUCCAUUGUGUAAUGGUGGAAACGUGAUUUUGGAAUACCUUGAUAAUGAAGUUCAGUUGUUGGACGAUGCAAAUUCAUAUAUAGAAUAAUUACAAAAACCAUUGCUCAUAUAAUUUAUUACAUUAAACACAAGUCAAAACUUG
Molecule: messenger RNA, 941 nt
Organism: Sceloporus undulatus (fence lizard)
Lineage: Eukaryota; Metazoa; Chordata; Lepidosauria; Squamata; Phrynosomatidae
Gene: ZFAND1
Product: zinc finger AN1-type containing 1
Exons: 8
Coding region: 81-887 (268 amino acids)
Biological process (GO): cytoplasmic stress granule disassembly
Cellular component (GO): cytoplasm; cytoplasmic stress granule
Molecular function (GO): zinc ion binding
Source: RefSeq, a predicted model, not a curated record